Messenger RNA from Exserohilum turcica Et28A, 186 nucleotides. RefSeq lists its product as uncharacterized. The transcript has a single exon. The coding region runs from base 1 to 186 and encodes 61 amino acids. The record is from RefSeq and is a predicted model, not a curated record. Lineage: Eukaryota; Fungi; Ascomycota; Dothideomycetes; Pleosporales; Pleosporaceae.
AUGCUGUCGUUCACCUUCAAGGCACUCGAGUACAUUGUCGGUUCUAGUUGGCGUGCUAAAGUCCCUGUUUCAAAAGCCGUGGCCAUGAGAACAGGAGCUGCCAUUGGGUUGGACGGCUGCGGACUACUCUUCCUCGUGCUACCCAACAGUGGAAGACUUCCCAUCCGGAUGCCAGCACAUUCGUAA